Silurus meridionalis is the source of this 2254-nucleotide messenger RNA. It is a transcript of the gene eif2b4, whose product is annotated as eukaryotic translation initiation factor 2B, subunit 4 delta. The record is from RefSeq and is a predicted model, not a curated record. Bases 70 to 1752 code for a protein of 560 amino acids. NCBI's taxonomy places the organism in Eukaryota, Metazoa, Chordata, Actinopteri, Siluriformes, Siluridae. The transcript is spliced from 14 exons.
UUUCCAGCCGCCAGGGGCAGUGUGGUGAUUUGGAAGGGGUUCUCAGCGUGUCGCUCGCACAUUGGAAACAUGGCAGACUCAGAGGGAAAAGCAGAGUCCAAACACACUGACAGGAGCAACUAUGCUGCAGACAAUACAAAACCAGGGGUGAUUUCACAAGUGAAGAGUGAAGGUCGAGAACUGACUAAAGAAGAGAAGCAGCGGCUGCGGAAGGAGAAGAAACAGCAGAAGAAGGGGAAAAAAGAUGACAUGGGUCCAUCAGAAAAAAGGGCCGAUAAAGAAACAAAAGCAGGGGCUUCCACUGCUCAGAGUUCCCUGAUCCCAGUACAGAAAGUGCCAUCAGCGGCUGCAGCUCCUGUCAGUAUACCAGCAGCAGGACCGACAGCAGAGUGCACUACACCUGCAGACAAGCCAGCUAAGAGUAAAGCAGAGCUGAAGGCAGAGCGAAGAGCGCGGCAGGAAGCAGAUCGUGCAGCAAAACAGGCUAAGAAAGAGCCGGGUGCCACCUCUACAACCAAGACUAAAGCACCUCAGAGUGAACUUCAGCCAGUGGUGAAACGAUUACCAGAACACAUCCAAGUAGAUGAUCCUGCAGUGGUGAGAAAGCUGGCCAAGAAGCUUGAGAGACAACAGAGGUCAGGGCAAGGAGCUCACAUAAAUGUGUCUCAAGUCAAGAUUCCUCUGAGGUCGGAGUACGGCUACAAAGUCAGCCUGUUCUCUCACCUGCACCAGUACAGCCGCAAAGCACCUCUCACACAGCAAAUCAGCAUUCCUGCCACAGUUAUCCACCCCUCCGUAGUCCAGUUGGGCCUGCAGUACUCGCAGGGCAUCAUAGCCGGCUCGAAUGCUCGCUCUGUGGCUCUCUUGCAUGCCUUUAAACAGGUGAUUCAAGACUAUAGCACUCCACCCAAUGAGGAGUUGUCCAGGGAUCUAGUGAACAAGCUGAAGCCCUACAUCAGUUUUCUCAAUCAAUGUCGCCCCCUGUCUGCAAGCAUGGGCAAUGCAAUCAAGUACAUCAAGAAAGAGAUCUCCAAUAUUCCAAAUCAGUGCAAAGAGGAGGAGGCUAAGAAGAAACUAUUGUCAUGUAUUGACAACUAUGCAAAUGAGAAGAUCAAGUUGGCUGCAGAAGCCAUCUCUAAAUGUGCAAGUGAAAAGAUUAGUGAUGGUGAUGUCAUUCUAGUUUAUGGCUGCUCCUCACUUGUCAAUCAUAUCCUGUGUGAGGCCUUUGAGAAACUCCAGAAGAAGUUCCGAGUCAUCGUGGUGGACAGUCGGCCCAGACUGGAGGGGAGGGAAGCUUUGAGACGUUUGGUGAAGAAAGGCAUUCGGUGUACCUACGUGCUCAUAUCCGCACUCUCUUACAUUCUGCCUGAGGUGUCCAAGGUGUUUCUUGGAGCUCAUGCCCUUCUGGCUAACGGAUACGUAAUGUCCCGAGUAGGAACAUCCCAAAUUGCUCUUGUAGCCAAGGCGUACAACGUGCCCGUGCUGGUCUGCUGUGAGACGUACAAAUUUUGUGAACGAGUGCAGACCGACUCAUUCGUAUCCAACGAGCUGGAUGACCCUGAUGACCUGAUAGUGACACGGAAAGGAAAGACCCCAUUGGAGAACUGGCAGAGUGUUACUUCUCUGGGUUUACUAAACUUGGUCUAUGAUGUCACCCCCCCAGACUUUGUUGACCUGGUGAUCACAGAGCUAGGCAUGAUCCCCUGUACCUCAGUGCCUGUAGUGCUACGAGUAAAGAAUGUGGAUCAGUGAUCACAUUUUCAAUCUUUUUUAUUCACAACUCUGGGCACAUUGUGUGUGUGUUGAGACGGAGUGGAUUAUUUAAAGAUAAUAAUGUAGAAUAAAUUCAUGAGAAGACGACAUAUCUGAGGGAAACUCUGGUCUGGUGGUUUUCUGUUUGUCCACUUCUUAAACCAGUAGAAACCGGCGACUGAAUUUACAUUCAGCUUUAAGUCCUACAUUUUCACCAGAGCAAGUUACAUCCCAGGCUCCUGUGAGUAAGCAGGAUUUCUGCAGAUUUCAUCAUCAAAUUUAAGACUUUUUUUAAAGACCAUUAAGAACGAAAUUUGACUUAUUUCACGACAUUAAAAACACACACAAAUACAUUAUCUAACCCAGCCCUACAUUAUUUUUUUUUCCCAUCUUUUCAGCCAAGUGGUGCAAAAAUUUCACUUCCAGAUUGCUGAAAAAUAAAAUCCAUUUCAAGUCUGUGGUACAAUCCAAAAGGGAUACGUGCCUAUGACAGAAAACUGAA